GAUCUCUGCUGACUAUGCAGACUUUCAUGUUUCAUCUCAUAGUCCUUCAGAUGACAGUAUAAAUGUAAAAAAGUCUUCAGGGAAAUACUGGCAGCAUAUACCACAUUAUUUACCUAUUUAAACAUCUCUGCACUUCCCCUCCUUUGUCAGCUUUUCUUUUUCUGUUCAGUUUAGAGCAUGUGUGCAUAGUACCAGAGUCCUACAGUGUUUGUGCAGCAGGAAGAACAUAAACCAUUACUAAGUUCUGUUUUGGUUCCAGACCUUAUUUUCAUGGGUGCAUACAAAUCCUAUGUAUAGAAACAAAACUCUAGAAUCUCAACUGUGCCAAAAUACAGUUUGUCAAAUCUUACUAUACUGUUCAAUGUAUUUUGUUUCAGACUUCCCCUUUACUUGAGUAAUUCACACUGCAUUGGUGGUGUGGUUUAACCCUGGUGGGCAGCUGAGCGGCACACAGCUGCUUGCUUCCUCCCCUCCCAGUGGGACUGGGGAGGGACUCUGAAAGGUAAACCUGGGAAAACCCAUUGCUUGAGAUAAAGACAGUUUACAUUGGCUGCUGUCUGAUUUCAGUUAAAUUGGAAUGUGAGAUGUUUUCCUGUGUCUGUGACCAUCAGGAAAAGCUGCUUACUACACCUCCGUACUAAGGCUAUGUAUGAUUGAGCCUGCAUAUUUUAGUCACUGCACUUCCAAUAUAUGCUAACUCAUUUGUUGGGAAAGUUUUAGUUGGUCACCUCUAAGUUGAGAUGGGUCUAAAACUUUCCUUCAGAAGAUAAGGGAGGUAAUUGCAGCAGGGAUAUCAUUAUGCACGUUGACAAACAAGUAAACUCUCUCUUCAGUAUUGACCUCACAGAUGAUGCAACUACUAGUAAUGGUGGUGUCAACAGUGCAGAUCUGAAGCAACAAGAAGAUGACAGCAGCUUCUCCCUGCUGACCUGGAACAUUGAUGGGCUGGAUGUAGGAAAUCUAAUAGAGCGAGCUAGAGGAGUCUGUUCUUAUGUAAGAUUAUACAGUCCAGAUGUUGUGUUUUUACAAGAGGUUGUACCACCACAUCUCGGUUUUCUACAGAAGAGACUCAGCAACUACACCAUUAUUCCAGGUAAUGUAGUUGGCUAUUUCACUGCCAUAAUGUUGAAGAAAUCAAGUGUGAAGCUGCUGAAACAUGAGAUAAUACCUUUUCCAACAACCUCCAUGAUGAGGAACCUUUUAGUUGUGCAUGUGAGCAUAUCUGGUAUUGAACUUUGCCUUAUGACCUCUCAUCUGGAGAGCACUAAACCACACUCCAAGGAGCGUGUAAAGCAACUGCAAAUAGCAUUAAAGAAAAUGCAGGAGGAGUCAGAGUCCACCACUGUUAUAUUUGGAGGGGAUACAAACCUCAGAGACAGUGAGGUUGCUAGACUUGGUAAGUUACCUGGCAACAUUGUGGAUAUCUGGGAGCUUUUGGGCAAACCUGAGCACUGCCGCUACACUUGGGACACGCAGUCCAACUCCAACCUGAAUGUAACCUACAAAACCAAGAUGAGGUUUGACCGCCUGUUCUUGCGGCCUGCAGCAGAAGGGGGAUGUGUUAAACCACAAAGUAUGGACUUAGUUGGGUUGGAAAAACUGGGCUGCGGCAGAUUCCCUAGUGAUCACUGGGGUCUCCUGUGUAACUUCCAUGUGACACCAUGAAA
Dryobates pubescens (Downy woodpecker) is the source of this 1667-nucleotide messenger RNA. Its product is annotated as tyrosyl-DNA phosphodiesterase 2-like. Gene Ontology annotation, molecular function: 5'-tyrosyl-DNA phosphodiesterase activity; single-stranded DNA binding. NCBI's taxonomy places the organism in Eukaryota, Metazoa, Chordata, Aves, Piciformes, Picidae. The coding region runs from base 799 to 1665 and encodes 288 amino acids. Gene Ontology annotation, biological process: double-strand break repair. The transcript is spliced from 5 exons. Gene Ontology annotation, cellular component: cytoplasm; PML body. The record is from RefSeq and is a predicted model, not a curated record.